AUGGUUUUCAAUGCCACCGCCGUGAUGGACACACUCACACUCUCGCAAGAGACACAGGAAAACAUCAGGGCCAUAUGCUUGGAGAUGGGCAGCGAAACAUCUGAGAGCUUAUCCGGCAUUGUCGAUCUCAGUUGGGACAACCACUCAUUGGCAUCUCGAGCUCCUUCGUCUCCGGACACAGUGGCCUUCUCCUACUGCCUGCCCUCUACUAUUGUUGCCCAGGGCUUCCUCUCCAUUGGCGCACCCCGGCCAGAACGCUCCCGCCACUUCGUUGUCUACACCCCCUUAUGGACCAACACUCUACUCCCAAACAUGUACAUUGUCCGGCUCACCAAACUAGAUGUUAGCGGGGUGGAUGUCAAGAUCCCGUAUGCACCGCACGCCGGCAACGCGAUGUUCGUGCUCGACACCACGUUCACCUACCUGAAGCCGGAGACCUAUACGAUUCUCCAUGAGCAGUUCAAGUCGCAAAUGACGGAGUACCGUGUUGCGCCGUCGAUGGGCGACCUCGACACCUGCUACAACUUCACUGGUCUGACAAGAAUGAGUAUGCCAUCCAUCACACUAUGGUUCGAAGGAUGGGCAUAUAUUGUCCCCGGCAUGGAACAAAUGAUGUAUUUUGGGCGUCGGGGAGAUAUCUUCUCCGUUGGGUGCCUCGCAUUUGCUGCGGCAUCGGACUUACCACCGGGGAUCACUGCGGUCAUCGGCACCCUGCUGCAGGAGAGGACAGAGGUGGUGUAUGACGUUCAUGGAGGGAAGAUGGGGUUUUCCCAUAAACAAUGCUGGUGA
Molecule: messenger RNA, 789 nt
Organism: Aegilops tauschii subsp. strangulata
Lineage: Eukaryota; Viridiplantae; Streptophyta; Magnoliopsida; Poales; Poaceae
Product: aspartyl protease family protein At5g10770-like
Biological process (GO): proteolysis
Molecular function (GO): aspartic-type endopeptidase activity
Source: RefSeq, a predicted model, not a curated record